This is a messenger RNA of Symbiodinium natans, 1382 nucleotides long. NCBI's taxonomy places the organism in Eukaryota, Dinophyceae, Suessiales, Symbiodiniaceae. The record is from the annotation of a GenBank genome assembly.
AUGUUCCACGCCCUGUUAGUGUUCAGCGAGGACACUGGCAAGUGGUGCAUCGGAGGCGACUGCUCCGAGGAGGGGGACGAUGUGGAACCCAUGGGCCUUCAUCUUGGGGCGCUGGAUGCCACCCCUGUGAGCGAUUUCGACGGCAAGUUUGAGGCGAAGGGUGUUGGGCCACCUGGUGGUUUGCUGGGCAGCGCCGCUGUGCCUCAGGUGAAGCCGCCGCCACCACCGCGACGCCCUAAGGCACCCAAGAAGCCCGCCCUGGAGACUUUUGAGCCAGAGAUGCCCAAGUACUCCGACAAAUGCGUAGGCUAUGGCGACUUAUGGAAGAAGGUCCAGGAGACCGUAUUCAACGAUGCUGGCGAGGAGGAAGCCACUGCAAAUGAGCUCGAUACGGAAGAGGAGUCUGCGGCGGGGUACAAGAACGUGCAUCCUUGCGAUCUGGCUGGUCAGUUUGGAGGCAUUCGCAGUAAAUAUGCUGGCGGCGAUGGCAAGCCCACUGGGAAAGCGAUGCCGUACGACGAGCUGACAGGCUGUUUCGAUCGAUUUGGCAAAGGCAGCUACCAGGCGGCGAAGGCCAUGAAAUAUGUCGACUUGAUCAUGAACAGAAUGGGCCUUUCCCACUCGAUACAAGCUACGGUCUGUGCUUUCGCUCCAGAGAUCAUCACGUCCCCGAUGGGAUUUGGUGCAAGUGCUGACUUGGGCGACACAUGCAAGGCUAUUGUGACGGUUGGCUUCACAGCCUUCACGUUUGUAAAGGAAGUCGCUCUGUACGACCAGCUGGAUGCCAUCAGUGAGGCCCAGGCAAGUGACUGCCAACCGAACCAGGCCAACUUUGCACGCGUGUUUUGUGACAUGCACUGCAUUCGGGAUGCUGUCAUUCGAGGAGAUCGGACCAUCCUUCGCAACUUGAAGAAAGCCACAGACAUCACCAAUAGCAACACAGAGAAGCUUGCAGAGUGGAUCGUAAAGACCCAACAGCUGGAUGCUGGCUGGCUGGCGGAGAAGAUUGACCACCAAAGCUUGGUGCAGAGCAUGGAAAACAACAAAGAGUUCACGGCCAUCAAGGAGCUACUCGAAGGUGGCGACAGGCAACAGAUGCUCUUGGCCAUCAAGCAGCAGACGCAAAAAAUCCAAGCAGAGCUUCGAGGUUAUGUGGAUGGGUCCUCGUUCGGCCGCGCCUCUGCCCUGGCAGCCAGCGAUGCCCUCGAAAAGUUUUCUACUGAUGGAAAGUCCAGCCUGAAAGAUGGCUUCAACAGCAGCCAACACGUCUUCGCAGCGUUUGACAACUUGAUCUCCCUCCGAGCCAAGCUGAGGACUGCGUCUGAUCAGCGCAGCAAGGCCGAGCACGUCGGCAUGUCCGUGGUGCAGAUGGCUCGUCAAAU